GAUUGUUGAACCCGACAGACGUGCGCGCACCAAAUGCUGGCUCGAUCGGCGAGCUUUACUUUGUUUUCUUGCUUGUUUUUUGUCGAAUUCGCGUUCAAAGCGUGAUCACGUCAAAGUUUGUGUUGUUUUAUUUUUGUGACGCAGUUUUUAGCAUCGGUUCUUGAGCAACAUCACUUAAUGUCAGCUUACAAAAUACAUGUAUAAAAAGAAAGUGUCUUCAAAAAGGAGUUGAUUGAAAGUUGUAUAAUAGCCCCAAAGGAGCCGGUGGAAAAACCCAAACAAAACUCUGUGAAGUGAACGUCUUGUGAGAGUGGAAAAAAUUCAAAAAACGAAAAAGUAAUAUACAACAAAACAGCGUUGUUUAAGAACCUGUAAUUGAAAUCGCACUUGAAUACACCCAUACAGGCAAGAAUAAAAAAUCAUAAAUUAAUCAAAACCAAAGCAUUGUUACAACACAAACGAUUUUCGACUCGGAUUCUCUUUUUUUUUGGCGGAGAGGAAAAAAGUCAAGAAAGCAAGAGGAAGAGGAAGCCAACAACAAAAUGUGCCGCUGCUGUCAAAACUGUUGGGAAGAUUUCUACUGGAAUUGCUUCGAGGAGCGUUUUUGCUACGAUGAAUCGAUCGCCAAUUACAACCCCGAGGACGACGAGGACUAUUUGGCAUCCCGAAAAAAUGGCCAGAUUAUCGGUCGCAUUCAGCCAAUAUCGGCGGAUAAUAAUAAUUCGCUGACGCUGCCUCAGCCGAUUUGCGAUCAGCCGCAAAUGAGGCAGGGCAACUCGAGCUUGGGCCUGAGCCUAAUGAGCGCAAAGAUCCAUGAGGAGGACUAUCGCCGGGAGACUCAGAUUAAUGUGCCCAAUUUGGGACCGGAGAUAUUGGCAGUAUUUGCCAACUCGCAGAUCUUCCAGGACCAUCAGCCCACCAAGCUGAACCGGAUCAGCACAAAGACCUAUUUGGCCGGGAUCCAUUCGCCGAAUCGCGAGAUGCCGACAACACCGCGUCUCAGUGAUCAGGAUCGAUUGCUGCGUCGUCUGGAAGGAGAUGCCCUAGAUUCCAGAACGGGAUCGGCGGAGAAACGAAUUACUUUCACCCUGGCGCCCAGUUCAGCUGAAUGCUCGCCCUCCGGCAGCCAGUCGACCCUCACUCCCAAGAAGUUCGAGGCCAUUGCCGAGGAGGAGAAGGAGGACGAGAAGGCCGAAGAGGAGGAGGAGGUCGUGGAGGAGGUGGUAUUGCGACCACGCCUCAUCGAUCGCCAUCCCCACCUGUUGGCCAAUCCCAGUGGACUGACUACCACGCCCAAACGGAUCCUUCGAUCCGCCAAGAGCGUUCCGCACAUGAAUGUACGAUCGUCGGCCAGCGAAACGGAUAUAUUCUCCAUUAGCGGUACGAUGACCGGAAGCAGCCAGAUCAGCAUGACGCCCGAGGUGCCCUCGAUAUCGUUUAGCAAUCUGCCCAAGAAUUACGAGGAUACGCCCACCAUCGAGAAGUACAGGGUGUCGCAGAGUCUCUAUUCCAUUCAGACGGCAAAUGCAGCUCGGGCCACCCAAGAUGAUUACUCCAUGCCUCGCUACUUCCGCCGAUCUGCCAUGCUACUGACCCAGAGUUCGGAGGUCCUGCCGGGUGCCAGUUCUUUGGCCUCCAUGUCACCGUCAAUGGCCUCCUCGUCUGCCUCGCCAGGAUCAUCGAAGGACGAACUGCGACGGCCCGAGAAAGAGAAGAGCAAGCGACUCCAGAUGCUGCGUGGAAAUCUACCGCCCCUACUCAUUCAUUCCGUGUCCUUCAAACGCAAUCGCGAUGAGGGCAAGCAGGUGGACUAGUUGCACUCCAGAAAUACAUAUUUCUUAACCACUUUGUCCAUGUUUUAACUGUUUUAAAUGACUUAGCCUGUAGUACCUGCUUAAGCGUUUUCUGUAUUACCUUCUAAGUGAAGACCUUGUCCAACCCACUCACUCAGUAUUCGGAUGUACUUUAUUUUGCGUUUAUGAUUGAUAUUACAAAAUAAAUUGUAUUUUACCCCAAGAAGUUUUGAAAAAGUAUUUAU
This is a messenger RNA of Drosophila rhopaloa, 2038 nucleotides long. RefSeq lists its product as uncharacterized. The record is from RefSeq and is a predicted model, not a curated record. The transcript has 6 exons. The coding region runs from base 543 to 1814 and encodes 423 amino acids. Lineage: Eukaryota; Metazoa; Arthropoda; Insecta; Diptera; Drosophilidae.